Molecule: messenger RNA, 3209 nt
Organism: Fopius arisanus
Lineage: Eukaryota; Metazoa; Arthropoda; Insecta; Hymenoptera; Braconidae
Product: putative RNA-binding protein Luc7-like 2
Exons: 4
Coding region: 2005-2823 (272 amino acids)
Biological process (GO): mRNA splice site recognition
Cellular component (GO): U2-type prespliceosome; U1 snRNP
Molecular function (GO): mRNA binding
Source: RefSeq, a predicted model, not a curated record
AUAACAAAUUUCAAGUGAAAUACUCCGAUCCGAAGGUCUGCAAGAGCUUCCUCUUGGCAUGCUGUCCUCACGAAAUACUAUCGUCCACUUUCUUAUUUCCAGAGGUGUCUGGAAAAACCAAUUCCAAUAGAGAAACCAUUCGAGAAUAAUGUCCUCUCUUAUGUCGUACUUGUCUCUCGCACACACGCGUUAACCUGUAAGUACUGAAAAAAAAAAACAAAUGAAAAAUAAUGAAAACAGAGCAAAAAAGGACGUACGUAUGUUAAUAGAUACGCAUAACAUUACUUGUUUCUAUUGUAACCCUUAUUCCAUAUAUUUUCCAUGCAAUUAAGCCAAUGGUUCUCCUCAUACUUUGCCAUUGUCGUACAUACUACUUGUGAAGAAGAGAGAACAUUCUUCAGGGAUGUACUUAUGCGGUAAUGACUGUUAAGGGAUUUGAUAAUUCAUCAUCAAUGUCAUUUUCAUUAAUCUAUUGUAUAUUCACUAUUCAAUAUUUUGGUACAAAUCAACAUUCAUUUAUUAAUUAACUUUUCCAGUAUUACAUUAUUAUUUCUCACACUACAACAAAUAUUUCUGCAUAAUUACUCCUAUAAUCACGCAUUAUCAAAUUGAAAGAAUAUUUUAAAAAAUUGGAUGUACUUUACCAUUGCAAAUUGUAAUGCAAAUUGUUUCGUAUAAAAUCCUCACAAGUGCAUAGGUCAUCCAGGAUCAUUGCUCUAUCUUUCUAAUUCCGUUAAAAUUUUUUAAUUAAAAAUUGAGAUGAAUGAGCGAUGCAACAGAAAUUUGAGUACAAAUAUCACAAAAAUUAAUAAACGCUUUGGUAAGUAGCGCGCCAGUAAGUAAUGCGAUAAACAAAGAAAGAUAAUAAUCAAGUUUAACAACUGAAAGGUGUCACAUUAAUGAAUUCUAAAAUCAUCUACUAUAUCGUUCGUGAGUAUGAAGAAAAAGUAGUAAUAAAGACAUGAACAAGAAAAAAAAAGAACGAAAAAUUAGUCACAACCCGAAGGUAUGCAGCCAUACGCAGAUACUCUGUAAGUAAAGCACUCUGAAAAUGUCUUUUACCGUACAAGAGAUUGAGUGAAAAUAUAUCACAAUCAACUAUUGAUAAUUUUCUCCUUGUGCAUGACAAAUGUGGCAUUGAAUCAUGGUUUAAAAAUGUCCGUGAUCAAUGCAAUUAAUUCAUUAAGAAAAAAUCAUAAUAAUCACUUGAUAGUUCUUCUAAAAAUCAAAUCAAGUUAAACGACUCACAAAAACAGUUAAAGAAUAAUAUUAAAUGUCUGCAAUGUGAAUGAUCAAUCACCUGGAAUAGUGAGUCAAAAUUCAUCACAGGAUGUACGUAUUACGAUUGCACUAAAUUAAUAUCAAAAAUUAAAUUGACUUGAGCAACUGUUUUUUUUUUCUUUCUUUUUUUCUUCCUAUAUUUUUGAACUUUAUAAGAACUUGUUUUUGUGGAUUAUCUAUCGAAUAGAAUAAUUAUGUUAUAAGUUGUUGCCAUAUAUACCAUGAAAUAUAUUGUGACAAAGCCUUAAGGUGUGUAUGCUGAUUUGUAGCAUCAUUACCCAUCGCAUUCGUGCGUCAGGCGGAAAGGUGUUGCCAUUCUGUAAGUCAAAACCAACAGAAUAUUGUAUCUACCUAUAUAGAGAUAAAACCUUACCUCAGGCAAGAUUUUGAAAAUCAAAAUAAAUAUGGUAAUUUCAUCAUGUUACAUGGUGAAAAAAGAGUUUCUUUCAUAGAUUUAUUGAAAUUUUCAAGCGUGAAAUUAUGGGUAGCCGAAUGAAUGGCUGUGUGAAUGGGAACAAUCGAAAGUGGGAGUGCACGUAAUGACAAACUGAAAAUUUUAUUAUUAUGAAUUGUGAUAAAUUAUUGAUAUUAUCGAGUAAGAAGCAAGAGCUAUUUUAUAUUUUUCAUGCGAAAACCAAAUGAGUUAUCGAGAACCCAAGUACUACAACAUUUAAUUGAAUUGAUAUGAUCUAAUGUUCUUUUAUAAUUUGUCACUCGCAGCGCAUGGACCUGGGAGAAUGCCCCCAGAUUCACGAUUUAGCUUUACGGGCUGACUAUGAAGCAGCACAGAAGAAGAAGGAUCACUUUUACGACAUUGACGCAAUGGAACACCUGCAGAAUUUCAUUGCUGAUUGUGAUCGUCGUACUGAGCAAGCAAAACAGCGUUUAGCUGAAACUCAAGAAGAAUUGAGUGCCGAGGUUGCAGCUAAGGCAAACAGUGUUCACGUACUUGCCGAAGAAAUUGGAAAGAAAUUGGCAAAGGCCGAGCAACUCGGUGAGGAAGGUUUUGUUGAGGAAUCCAUGAAGCUCAUGGGUGAAAUUGAUGAACUACGGAAGCGUAAGAACGAAGCUGAACAGGAAUAUCGGAACAGUAUGCCAGCAUCAAGCUACCAGCAACAGAAGCUACGGGUUUGUGAAGUGUGCAGCGCUUAUCUUGGCAUUCACGACAAUGAUAGACGCCUGGCAGAUCAUUUUGGUGGCAAGUUGCAUCUUGGCUUCAUAAAAAUACGAGAAAAAUUAGCCGAUUUGGAGAAUACAGUUGAGGAGAGACGUAAGGAGAAACGAGAGUCUAUGAUGGAUAGAGAUAGACAUCGUGACAGAGAUGAUCGUGAUCGUCGAGAUUCAAGGGACAGAGGACGUGGGCUAGGCUACAGGGAGCGCGAACGCGAGCGAGAUCGUGAUCGUGAGCGUAGAGAUAGAGAUAGAAGACGCUCGCGAUCACGCAGCCGUAGUCGUGGAAAGAGAUCAAGACGUUCACGCAGCAACAGCCGCAGUCGUCGUUCCCGCUCACGACGAAGUGGAUCAAAUGAUCGUAAACGAUAAUUCAGUAGCACCUCAGUGAGUGAGGUAAGACAUUUAGACAGCGAACAGAUAUAAUAACAAAAAACCGACACAACAAUUUUAGAAAGAGACAAAACCGAGAAAAAAAAAUCCAAACACUCCAAGUUCUCCAGCACCUACAAAUGUAAUGUAAGCCCAUAGAUCAUCAAAUUGUUUCCAUCUUCUUACUAGCACUUUGAAUUUAUUGUUUCAUUCAAUUACUCAUAUGUGUAUUUGAAUGAAAAAUUUUGAGACAUCUAAAUUUUAGCUGUACACUAUUCACUGUUUCUUGCCAUGUAACGAUCAUGAAAUUGUUCUAUAUUUUUCAUUCAAUUAUUUUUUCAUCCUUCAAUAUUUUAUACAUACAUAAAAUUCGUGUAUAACCUUGA